Molecule: messenger RNA, 717 nt
Organism: Guillardia theta CCMP2712
Lineage: Eukaryota; Cryptophyceae; Pyrenomonadales; Geminigeraceae
Exons: 1
Coding region: 1-717 (238 amino acids)
Molecular function (GO): S-adenosylmethionine-dependent methyltransferase activity
Source: RefSeq, a predicted model, not a curated record
AUGGGGGUCAGGAUCAAGACAGGGAGGAGCGUCCACUUCGAUCCUGAGAACGUCCAGUUGUUCAUCAAUGCGCUCUUGAACCUUCAGAAGUCCAGGCAGGGCGCUCGCGUGCUCGACUUGGGCUGCGGCACUGGGCUGUGGGGUCUGCUGGCCUCCAAGAUCUUGAACCCCUCCAUCCUUGUAAUGGUUGACAACGAUCCCUGCUCUGUCGAACUCGCCAGGAAUAAUGCUGCAAGCAAUGAAAUCGUUUGUGAGACUUAUUGCGGAGACUUGUACCAGGCCAUCCCUGCUGAUAUCCCUCCGUUCGAUGUCGUUCUUUGCAAUCCGCCACAAACAGGUGGGCCGCUGCGUCUCAAGGAGGAGAGGCCAGAUAAAUACGGUGGGGAGGAUGGGGCAGAUUUCUUUGACUUGCUUGCGAGAGACUCGGGGGGUUGGAUCGCCGAUGGAGGCUGUAUCAUCUUCUCGCAGCACGGACUAGCGCACCCAAAGAGGGUACUCGAUAGUUUCCAUUCACGGGGCUACUCCCUCAGAAUCAUCGCAGAGCAAGAGAGGGUGUUUGAAAGAGACGCCGUCAAUGCGGCGUGUGAAGGACUUUGGGAGUAUCAGCUGAAAGCUGAGAAAGAGGGGCGGGCGGAGCUGGAGCUGAGCGGGGAACGGUGCUUCACUUCAUGGCAGAGGGUUUACUUGGCAAGCAGGGAUGGGUUUGCAAGCAAUUGA